AUGGUCAACUUGGCACUGAUGGAGAAGACACACUUGAUGAAAAUUCUCUUUUUAUUGGUUAGUGCCGGAGAAUCAAACAAUGGUGAAUAUUCGGUUUAUUACCCUUGGAGUUUUAACAACCGUGGCCAGUUAGGAUUGAGGGAUAGGGAGAACAGGGCACAUCUAGAAGUUGUGAAAACAUUUGAUGAGGAGACCCUUUGGACAAUUUAUGACAUAUCAUGUGGUGCUACUCACACUACCUUGCUCAUUCGCAAAAAGAAAUCUACCGAGUUAGAAAGCAAGUGUUGGACUUUUGGCCUUGGGAAUAAUGGCCAAUUCGGACAUAGAACAACACAAAGCGCAUUAUUUUCUACACCUGUUCAAAACUUGCCGCAAGAUAUAUAUCUUAUUGGUAUCGAUUGCGACUUGUUUCAUACAAGUGUGGUUUCCUCAUCAGGGGAUGUGUGGUCAUGGGGAAUGGAGAAGGGUCUUGGCUUAUGCCUUGAUGCUGCUCGUGGUUCAUCAUAUUCUCGUGAUGCCCUCUCACCCUUGCGUAAAUUGUGUACUCCAUACCAACCUAAAUUUUCAGAUCUGUUUCAAGUUGCAUGUGGAGCUGCACAUACUGUUGUUGUUGCGCGGAUGGAUAUAAUGUGUGGUCUUGGGGUAGGGGGAGAUGUGGAGUUCUUGGAACCGAUAACGUAUUGGAUUGUUAUACCCCCACCAAGGUGCGGUAGCCUCCAGCGACAGAAGAUUCAGAGGAAGAGGAAUCAAAGAGCUCCCAAACCAUCGAAGAAUAGGACGCAACCCACAACUGCACCAAUGGAGAACCUUCCCACCUUUGUUACGGUAUGCGUUCUUAACCCAGCCACCAUGCGAACAAGCUCUACUAGAGCUACCUGA
Messenger RNA from Arachis stenosperma, 879 nucleotides. RefSeq lists its product as uncharacterized. The transcript has 2 exons. Lineage: Eukaryota; Viridiplantae; Streptophyta; Magnoliopsida; Fabales; Fabaceae. The record is from RefSeq and is a predicted model, not a curated record. Bases 1 to 879 code for a protein of 292 amino acids.